UUCCUCCACUCCCCUCCCUUCCUUGCUAGCAAGUCGAGUUAGCUCGUUAGCGAGACAAGCUCUUUAAACUACUUGUAGUGCGAUUAUUAUGAAUUGAUUGACCCUCGUGACGUUAGUUUAUUUUAUUUCUGUCUCCACAGUCCAGAUAACAAGCAAACUAACAAAAUGAACAUCCGAAACGCGAGGCCGGAGGACCUUAUGAAUAUGCAGCACUGCAACCUGCUGUGUCUUCCAGAAAAUUACCAGAUGAAAUACUAUUUCUAUCACGGAUUGUCCUGGCCGCAGCUCUCAUACAUUGCAGAGGACGAAAAUGGCAAAAUUGUGGGUUAUGUGCUGGCAAAGAUGGAGGAGGACCCUGAUGAUGUACCCCAUGGACACAUCACUUCUCUGGCCGUGAAGCGCUCUCACAGACGUCUUGGUCUGGCCCAGAAGCUGAUGGAUCAGGCCAGCCGGGCCAUGAUAGAAAACUUCAACGCAAAAUAUGUCUCACUUCAUGUUCGCAAAAGCAACCGAGCAGCCUUGCACCUGUACUCAAACACACUGAAAUUCCAGAUUAGUGAGAUAGAGCCCAAAUACUAUGCAGAUGGGGAGGAUGCCUACGCCAUGAAGAGAGACCUGGCCCACCUGGUUGAUGAAGCGCCGAAGCUGAGAAAGCCCGGAGUGCGUGUGACGGGGCAGGAGGCUCCGUCUGGCCAGAACCCGUCAGGAUCUGUUGACCAGGAGAGGGAGAACGAGAGAGACAGCGGAGGAGAGAGCAAGGAGCUGAGUGAAGUCAGCGAGGCGACAGAAAGCACAGACGUUAAAGAUUCUUCUUCUGAUUCACAAUGACGCUGCAGUCCUAGACAUUUUUAAAUUCAUCCUUAGCUUCCUCUUUUUAUCCCUAUUUGACAAUAUUUCUGGCUUUACAAACUGUGACUAUCUGUGCGUCAAAGCCUUUCCCACAUUUCCAUCACUGUUUUUUCCUUAAAACUUGCUUUCCACUGCAGUGAUGAACAAAACGUCUUGGAUAAUGACAUCGGGGUGUUACCUAAAUGAAACUAAAAUGAAUAACUGGUCUAACUGUUUUUAUUGGAUUGCUGUUGUCAUUACCAAAAGUCACACAAAGAUCUGUGAGAUUUAGCGAAUUUAAAACAAUUUGUGCUUUUCAAGUUGUCUCAAUCUGGUCUCUUAAUUAUUUAACAGAAUUACUGCAAAUAAAUCUUUCAAAUAAUAUUUCGGUAUCACACUUGUUUCAAUAAGUGAUCAUAAAGGCAGCUUAGUUGAUUACUUCAAGUGGGUCAAUAAAACAUCUGAAUAUAUUUAGUUAAUACAACGCUAAUUGUAAAGUGAGGAGCUUACUGAUGAAUUCACACUGCCACCAAUAUUACCUCUGCUGGGCACAAUCAUAGGAGGUAUACAUGAUCCAUAGUUAAGGUUUCCAUUGAUGGUGAAAAAGCUGUGUGUGAGCGAGAGUGUGUGUGUGUGUGUGUGUGUGUGUGUGUGUGUGUGUGUGAGAGAGACUAUUUCCAACUUUGAGACUCCUGGUGGCGGCAUCAAACAAAGACACCGUGGCAGACGGUAACUCCACACAACCCGGUCUCCUAUACAAUUCCUAUAAAACUAAACUGCACUCUUAAUUAUGUUUUGAGUGAAACGUAUUUUCUCCCAGAUUACGGAACAUGUGGUUAAUGUUGUAAAUUAAAACAAAACAAAAAAAUGUUACACAACUACUUGGUUAGGUUUAGCAAUGAAACCUCAUGGUUUGGCUUAAGAUGGCUGCAAAGGUGAAACAAAAUUUAAACUUAUCCGUUUUUUAAAAGCAACACUGCACAAGUUUUAAACCGGGUUGUAGCAUUUUUCUAAAAACAAAACAUGCCAUGAUGAUAAAAAUAGUGCUGCAUAAUAAUAGGGGGUUUAAGAUAACUAAAAACAUGCUACAGACUUAUGUUGAAAGACUACAAUGAAUGUGACCUCCAAACUCAAACCCUCCUUUACAGCUCAGCUAAAAGAUGCUGUGGGAAUUCUUCAGUGUAAACUGGUGUUUCAAGGCUCUAAGUUAGCGAAGGCUUUAAACUGAACUGUAAUACAUUCAAACAAUGUAUAUUAGAUACGGACUAGAAACUUCCUCAAAUAAAACCAAGCUGGCCAAGCUAUGUCAAGUUGUUUUUAAAGCAUCAUCAUCCUAUCAUCAUGUCUGUUAGAGGAAGGAAACAGGAGUGAGAGAGAAGUACAUAAGAGAUAACAUCAAAAAAAACUUUCAGUAAGUUUUGCUGUUUGUCACUAAUUGGAAAUAGUUAACUUUCAACUCAUUUAAUUUUGCAUAGCUAAAAAUCAUAAAUUUGCCUCAGAGGGCUUUAUGAUCUGUACAAAAUAGGGUCCACACUUUCACACCUUCAUGGUAUUUUCACAGUUUUCAGAAAGAGGUGAGAGGAAACAAUGCUGCUGCUCUUCAAAACAAGUCUGGAUGUUUGCGUUAUCGUUUAAUAGCAUCCGUGGUUUCUUUUUCUUUUCUUUUUUACCAGCAGUGCACAUGUGAUGAAGUUUAUUGGGGCCUUUCUCUGAAGUUAUAAUCCAUUUUAGCAACUGUUUUACUUGACAUGAGGUGUUUCCACGGUUAGCCUGCUCACCAUACAUUACUCAGAAACUGUGGUCAUACAGUCUUAUGCUAAGAAUACCCCAUAGUCUUCAAAAGUUUGUUUACCCCCAACUGAAGAAUAUAGCAGCUGAUUUCACUUAGUAGCCUGUGAAUAACUGGGGGACUAAUCAGGGAAAACAGCUGAUGUUUGAUUGGAUUCAAAAACCUGCUGUGGAGUUCCAGUGGCAGCAUGAAAGAGA
Molecule: messenger RNA, 2814 nt
Organism: Anarrhichthys ocellatus (wolf-eel)
Lineage: Eukaryota; Metazoa; Chordata; Actinopteri; Perciformes; Anarhichadidae
Gene: naa10
Product: N-alpha-acetyltransferase 10, NatA catalytic subuni
Exons: 8
Coding region: 166-828 (220 amino acids)
Biological process (GO): N-terminal protein amino acid acetylation
Cellular component (GO): NatA complex
Molecular function (GO): protein N-terminal-serine acetyltransferase activity; protein-N-terminal-glutamate acetyltransferase activity
Source: RefSeq, a predicted model, not a curated record